ACAGUCACGGCUGCUGCUUCCUCAGCCUUGCCGCAUGCACCAUGCAGCCCCCUCACCUCCUCCUCUUCCUCCUUCUCCCGAUCCUCCUCCCUGGGAUGUGGGCAGACCCAGAGGCAGAGCCACAGGUUAUCCAGUACCUCCUGACUAGCCUCUUCGCCAACAUCAGCUCUGCUGAGGUGUCAUGUGUGGCACUCGUAGGGGACAUAGCCAUCUUUACACUGGAUCCGGCCAACUGGAGCAUCCACUUCCACUGGCCCUGGGUCAGCCAGGCUGCAGCUGAAGAUGAUGGGGAAAAGAUGAUGUCCCAGUACAAAAUUGCUCUGCGCAAUAUGAUCCGAUUUGUGCACGACACAGUUCAGCAGACAAAACAGCACUACCCCUUGGUGGUUCAGUUCCGUGCAGGCUGUGUGCUGUACCCCAAUACGACGAGCCAGGGCUUCCUGAAUGUUGGCUGGGAUGGCAGAGACCUCAUAGCUUUUGAGGUAGAUAAACAGGGCUGGGAGGCCCGGCAGUCAUCCCAGCUGGCAGAGCUGGUCAGCAAGAGCCUCAACAGUCAGAAGUCUCUCAGAAUACUCCUGGAGCACCUUCUCUCUGUCUGGGUAUGCCAGAGCAACUUCCUCACCCUGAAGAGGUAUGGGAAGGAAAUUCUAGAGAGACAAGAGCUGCCUGUGGCCACGGUCUUCGCCCGCACCCCCAGCCUAGACCAGCUGCUGCUUGUUUGCCAUGUCACUGGCUUCUACCCCCGUCCCAUCAGCGUGGCCUGGCUGCGGGAUGGCCAGGAGGUGCCUCCGGGCCCGGCGCUCAACACCAGCACCAUCCUGCCCAACGCUGACCUCACCUACCAGCUCCGCAGCGUCCUGGCCGUGGCCCCCCGUGAUGGGCACAGCUAUGUCUGCCGUGUGCGCCACCACAGCCUGGGCACCCGCAGCCUUCUCAUCCCAUGGGAAAACCACAGUGCAGCUCCAACCAUCAGUAUCACCAUUGCAGUGCUGGUUCUUGUGGCCACAGCCUUUGCUGGGGGUUUUUGGUGGUGGAAACGCAGGAAAGGUAACGAGGCUACAUGGGAGACCCAGGAAUUCAUCAUUUGAGGCCUUGCUGCCCACACAGCAACAGCUGCUUGCUCUCCGUUCUUACUUCAUGCCCCACCCCUGACCCAUCAGCACCAACACGAUUUUGUUCUGGAAAACAACUGCAUUAAACAGCUAUGAACUUCUUCUGA
Molecule: messenger RNA, 1219 nt
Organism: Melospiza melodia melodia
Lineage: Eukaryota; Metazoa; Chordata; Aves; Passeriformes; Passerellidae
Product: antigen-presenting glycoprotein CD1d-like
Exons: 6
Coding region: 42-1088 (348 amino acids)
Biological process (GO): antigen processing and presentation, endogenous lipid antigen via MHC class Ib; immune response; antigen processing and presentation, exogenous lipid antigen via MHC class Ib
Cellular component (GO): external side of plasma membrane
Molecular function (GO): endogenous lipid antigen binding; lipopeptide binding; exogenous lipid antigen binding
Source: RefSeq, a predicted model, not a curated record